Molecule: messenger RNA, 2507 nt
Organism: Toxotes jaculatrix (banded archerfish)
Lineage: Eukaryota; Metazoa; Chordata; Actinopteri; Toxotidae
Gene: mtrr
Product: 5-methyltetrahydrofolate-homocysteine methyltransferase reductase
Exons: 15
Coding region: 31-2373 (780 amino acids)
Biological process (GO): homocysteine metabolic process
Cellular component (GO): cytosol
Molecular function (GO): [methionine synthase] reductase (NADPH) activity; FMN binding; flavin adenine dinucleotide binding
Source: RefSeq, a predicted model, not a curated record
UCAAAAACUGACGCAACAUCCGGAUGUUUAAUGGUGGUGUACAGGGCUGCAGCUGUUCACGGUGUUGGGAAGGUUGUUUUGUGGCAAUUUGUCUGUAAGCUGUUCAAUCUUGAAGCAUGUAGCAUGCCCUGUGAAGCGAAGCCUCGGUUCGUGGUUCUGUACGGGUCUCAGAAGGGCCAAGCCCAGUCCAUAGCAGAGGGGAUAGCUGAGGAGGCCGAGGAUCAUGGACUGAUCGCUGAACUCAGCUGCUUGAACCAGAAUGAGAAGUACAAUUUGGAGAAGGAGAAUGCCCCAGUGGUCUUUAUUGUGUCUACUACUGGAGAUGGGGAACCGCCAGACAAUGCCCUCCAAUUUGUAAAGCGCAUCAAGAAGAAGACCCUCUCCACUGACCACUAUAAACACCUUUGCUAUGCACUUUUAGCUUUAGGAGACACAAAUUAUGCAAAUUUCUGCAACUGUGGGAAGACAAUUGAACGUCGUUUACAGGAACUUGGAGCCAAACAAUUCUAUGCAACGGGAUAUGCGGAUGAUGGUGUAGGGCUGGAAGUGGUUAUAGACCCCUGGCUUGAAGGAUUGUGGAAAGCCAUCAAAGGAGCCUUAUCAAAAAUGGCCUCUGAUACGACUGCUCCCGUGAGAGGGGAUGCAGGGGAUUCACCAAAGGGAACUACUGACUCAUACAUACAAGAUGUCCAACUUAACCUCCUAAGCCUUAGUGACCGACAGAACUGCGAGUCAGUCAAAGCAUCUGUAGACACGGACUCUAAAGAUGCAUCUGCUGCUUCUGCUACACAGACUGCUGUUUGUGAUCUCAAGCCAGCUUCUCCAGCAAAGAACCCCGGUUUGGUGUCCAGGUCUCAUGGCACUACCAGUGUUUCUACAUCAGCACCAGAGACACAGACUGGGGAUGCUGGAGUUCCCCAUGUUCCACUGGCAGCCUCACUGACAUGCUCCCUACCCCCGCUGUCAGAGUCUUCUCUUAAUGUUCCUUCUCUGCCUCCUCCUUACCUCGAUGUCUCUCUUCAGGAUGUGAACUCUAUGGAACAGAUUGUUGGACGGUUAAACGAAGAAACUGUCCAUGAGGUCCUCAUAUCCAGGGCAGUUCAACUGACCAGAGGUGAUUCAGUCAAGACAGCCCUCUUCUUAGAGAUGGACGUUUCUGCUUACCCGACGAUGGCUUAUCAGCCGGGGGAUGCGUUCGAUGUGUUCUGCCCAAACAGAAUCACAGAGGUUGAGGACUUGCUCCACAGAUUGGGCCUUCAGGACCAGAGGAACCACCUCGUCCACGUUUCUCUAAAAAAGGACACUAAGAAAAAAGGUGCCCAGGUACCGUCCUACAUCCCCCAGAACAUUUCUUUGCUGUACCUGCUCACAUGGUGUCUAGAGAUUAGAAGUGUUCCUAAGAAGGCGUUUCUACGAGCGCUGGUGGAGCAUACUGGGGACAGUGUGCAGAGGAGGAGACUGCAGGAGCUCUGCAGUAAACAAGGCACCGCAGAUUAUAACCUGUUUGUGAGAGACCUGAGCCUCAGCCUUUUGGAGCUUCUCGCAGCCUUCCCAUCCUGCUCGCCUCCUCUCAGCCUCCUCAUAGAACAUUUGCCGAAACUGCAGCCCAGGCCUUAUUCAGCAGCCAGCUCCUGUCUUAAGCACCCAGGAAAGCUGCAUUUUGUCUUCAACGUGGUAGAGUUCCCAGCAUGCUCUGGGCGGCCUGUGGGGAGACGAGGUUUGUGUACCGGUUGGCUGUUUGACCUCAUCAAUCCUGGCCUGGUUUACCCUGGGAAGGCCGAAUGCUCUGGCAGCCAGACUCUGCCUAAGAUCCAUGUGAGUUUGAGAUCCAACUGCUCCUUCCGGCCUCCCUGUGAUCCGUCAGUGCCCUUCGUAAUGGUUGGACCGGGCACAGGAGUUGCCCCAUUCAUUGGUUUCCUCCAACAGAGAGAAAAGCAAAGGCAGGAGAACCCCGAGGCCGUGUUUGGCGAGACCUGGUUAUUCUUUGGUUGUCGCCACAGAGACGGAGACUACCUGUUCAGAGAGGAGCUGGAGGGCUUUGUGUCCAGCGGCGUCCUGAACCACCUCAAGGUGUGUUUCUCCAGAGAUGACCCCGAGCAAGAGCAGGAGGAGAAGGAGGUCACCACCUCAGUAGCUCGACCCAGAUAUGUCCAGCACAACCUGCUGCUUAACAGCAGAUGCAUCUCUGAAAUCCUGCUCAAACAAAACGGUUACGUCUACGUCUGUGGGGAUGCUAAGAACAUGGCUAAAGACGUGAAUGACGCCCUGAUGGAGAUUAUCAAAACAGAGCUUCAGGUGGAUCAACUGGAGGCCAUGAAGAGACUGGCAGGGCUGAGAGAGGAGAAACGCUAUUUACAGGACAUCUGGGGCUGACAGUGGAUGACCAGUUAUGAGGGCAUUUUGGAACAUCCGCUGAGCUUUUUUACAAGUUCCAAAAAAAAAAAAAAAAAAGUAGAAGAAGAAAUCAUCAUGCUCAGCUGUAACUUCUAGAAUCAUAAAAUUGUGAA